Messenger RNA from Aquila chrysaetos chrysaetos, 1618 nucleotides. Its product is annotated as TLC domain-containing protein 5-like. The coding region runs from base 263 to 997 and encodes 244 amino acids. The record is from RefSeq and is a predicted model, not a curated record. Gene Ontology annotation, cellular component: membrane. Lineage: Eukaryota; Metazoa; Chordata; Aves; Accipitriformes; Accipitridae. The transcript is spliced from 3 exons.
CCAGCUUUAUUCUCCACUUUAGUCUCCUUCAUCAGAGAGACCAUUCAGCCACAUUAAAGCCCGGGGACCCUCUGGGACUCUUACAGCGGGAAGGCUGAGGCUGGACGGAGGUACCAGCCCGGCUGACACACUCCAAACGCCUGUCCUCAUUUCGCCUACCCAGUUUCCCCUUCCCUGCCCCGUCCCCCGGCAGCACGGCCCCUCUCCCUGCCCCGGGGCACGCAGCCGCGCCGCUCGGAUCCUUUUUUCGCCUCCGGGCAGGAUGGUUUCCAUUGUUCUCGAGGUGACCUGCAGCCUUGUUGCCUGGCUGUUUCUGUACACCUGCUUCUGCUACUGGAACAAGCACCGUUCCUACGAGUGGAGCUGUCGCUUGGUCACCCUGCUGCACGGGGUGAUUGUCACCUGCCUCUCUGGUUACGUUGCUCUCUUGGAUGGCCCCUGGCCUCUGAGCCAUGCAGGUUCACCAAACACAUCUCUUCAGAUCCAUGUGCUGUCCCUGACCUUGGGUUACUUUAUCUUUGACCUGGGCUGGUGCCUAUAUUUCCAGACAGAGGGGGUCCUAAUGCUGUUCCACCACACGCUGAGCAUCUGCGGCAUGAUCAUGGUGCUGGGGCUCGGGAAGUCUGCUACAGAAGUCAAUGCUGUUGUAUUUGUGAGCGAGAUCACCAACCCACUGCUCCAGACCCGUUGGUUUCUGCGCGAAAUGGGGUGUUACCACACUUUCCUGGGAGAGGUGGUGGAUUUCUUCUUUGUGUUCCUCUUCCUGGUGCUGCGAAUCGGGGUAGGAGCUUUGAUCCUGUAUGCGAUGGUGACAUCCCCUGAUCCCAGCUGGCUCCUCAAGGCUGGAGGCCUGGCCAUGUACAUUGUAUCUUUGGGGUUCAUGGUUGAAAUAUGCCGCUUUGUCAGGAGGAAAAUGAUGAAAAAAUAUCAUUCCUGGACAAGCCUGAGGAGUAAGAAUGCACCUGUGAAAACUAACGGGCACUUAACAGCUCAUUAAUGGGUUGUGGAGGACAAUCCCUUGGGCUAGAGUCCUGGCUAAUGAAGACUAUUCCUGUGAAAAGAUCUCCUAAAAGUGAUGUGGAAUUGACUUUCUGGCACUGGCAGUGGUCUGCUACCCCUGGCGGAGAUGAAUCAAUGCUAGGAACAUGUGAGAGCUGAAGGAAGAGGGGUCUGAGUGGAAAUCUGAGGAACCUGACAUGUCUACUGAACUCUGAUUCCCUGACUUCUCCACCAAUGGUACAGUCUCAGCGAGGGUGGCAAUGCCAGACCUAUUCAGUCUACAACCAAUAAUUGCACAAUCUGUAUGUUCUGUACUCAUUUUGGAGGUAGAAUUAUUUUAUACUGUAGAGCCAGAAAAUCAAAUCUGAAAAAUCCUGUCUUCCUGCCAGUGGGACCAGGUAGGGGUGUGACCUAGCAAAAAUUUACUGAGCCUCACUCUCCCUUAAUCCUGGAGUUGGACAACAUGCUUGACUAAGUACUUGGAUGAAAGCCUCUGAACAAGAUUCAAGUGCUUGCAGGGGUAUAGUGGAGUUGUCCUUUGAGUGUGUGAAGUGAUGGUACUUGAGGUGAGACAAUGUUUUACCUCAUUAUUUGUAAUGAUACAUUUCUUUUUUUUUUU